Dicentrarchus labrax (European seabass) is the source of this 1325-nucleotide messenger RNA. It is a transcript of the gene spata4, whose product is annotated as spermatogenesis associated 4. Gene Ontology annotation, molecular function: microtubule binding. Gene Ontology annotation, biological process: regulation of cytoskeleton organization. The transcript has 6 exons. The coding region runs from base 199 to 984 and encodes 261 amino acids. Gene Ontology annotation, cellular component: axoneme. The record is from RefSeq and is a predicted model, not a curated record. NCBI's taxonomy places the organism in Eukaryota, Metazoa, Chordata, Actinopteri, Moronidae.
UCAAAGAAGUCUGUCAUGUCGUUGCCAUGGAGAUACAAACAAAAGUCCAGCGAGUCAAACGCAGGCUGUUAACGUUACUUACCUUGGAUAAAAUGCGGGUUAAUUGGGGUUUAGUGUGAUCAGCUACACGGACUGCCUUGUUUUAUAGUUAACAGUCACAUAUUAUUGGUUUGGAGCUUUCCUCAAGCUCAGAGCAGCAUGUUUUAUGCACAGUCUCCCAAAAAGACGGGCCUGCCAAGAGAGGUUGUGAAAUGGCUGCAAGGCCUCGACUUAUCAAUGUAUCCGAAGAAUGUGCGCAGAGAUUUUUCCAGUGGUUACCUUGUGGCAGAGAUAUUUUCUCGUUAUUACCCCCAAGACUUUUCUGUGCAUUCGUAUGACAAAGGAACAUCACUUUCUGCUAAACAGAGGAACUGGAGCCAGAUCGAGAGGUCUUUACAGAGGCAGAAUCUGCACUUAAUGAAAGAGGUCAUUGAUGGAGCCAUCCACUGUAAGCCAGGAGCGGCUGAGCUGUUGGUGCAGGAGGUUUAUACUGUUUUAACUAACAGGAGGAUCAGAGAUGUGCAGGGCCCAGAGUGGGACUUCACUGACCAAGAGUACCAGGAGCUUCUGCCCACAUUGGCUCGCUCCACGGCCUCCAAGGCCAUCAAGAACAACCUGAGGAUAACGGAGCUCAUGGCUGAGCCUGACAUCAACACAAACCAGAGGAAGGCAGAGGUCAUCCUCCACAGGCACCUGGAGCACAAGGCUGUAGAGAGGGUUCUCAACCCUGGACGUUUUAAAGUGAAACGAGAAAAGGCUAAUCUGGGUCAGCUGGCAGCCAAAAAUCUUGGGCUAUCCAGCCACGGUGAUGAGUGCUUUGACAGCCCUUCAUCUAAAGAUACUACAUCAAAGUUGUGCUCCUCAUCAACAUGGAGUGGAGCUGCUGUUUCCUUUAAGGAGAUAAAGGUGCACCAGCCUGUCAGACGCUCCCUGGUUAGCUGCUGAAGGAACUGCAUGGAGAUCUGUGCUCUCUUACUGUAUUGUGUGUGUCACUUGAUAUAGUGUGAUAUAUGUUAUUUUUCACAAUUACUCAAAGCAUAGCCUUUUUUCAACUAUUAUGCUACACAAGGAGUAUAGUUUGUUUUAAAAGACAGAUGGUGUAACUGUUUGUUAUGGCUUUGGUAACGUUACAGGGCCUCUACCUUCAUGUUUGGGCUAUGCCUGUUUGUACCAGUAGGUGGCAGCAUUGAGUCAUGAGCAGAGCAGUCCUCAAUGUGUAAAGAGACCAAAAUCCACUGCUGUACGUGUACCAUUCACAAAAAGAGGAAAUAAAUCAAAAAAAUGUA